Messenger RNA from Styela clava, 1325 nucleotides. Lineage: Eukaryota; Metazoa; Chordata; Ascidiacea; Stolidobranchia; Styelidae. The record is from RefSeq and is a predicted model, not a curated record.
UUAUCAACAAUAUACUAAAAAAAAAACUAAAUCCAAAUUUCGAGUGAAAUUAAAAUGAGGCAUCAUGAUGGUGCCACUGGUAUCUGAAUGGUGCCAAACAUGAAAACACGCAGAAGAAAUCUUGUCUCUCGGUUACAAAUUCAGAUCACAAAUGGUCGAGAUUUCUGAAUAGUAUCUGAGUGAUACUUGCGGAAAUGUCCAGUUCGUCCGAUGAUGAAGAUGAUGUCAUGAAACGACGUCUCCUCGAAGCUGCUUCGGAAGAACUUAUUGAUCAUAUGAAUAAGAAAAAAGAUUCGAAACCACCAAAGAAGAAGAACAUUGUGGACAAGCCAUCACUGAGAAAGAAUGGAAAUGAAGAAUCUGACAAACAAUUUGAACUGACCUCAACACCAGAGUUCAAAUCAUUCAUUUCUAAGAAACUAUCUUCAUACUUGGAUGGAAUAAUAGAAAUACAGAAAAAUUCCAACAUUACAAAACCAAACAACACACAAGACCUUGAUAACUGUGGGAUAAAAUUACUCCAGUCAUCAGAAUCUUUUCUGAAGGAAGCAAAUGAUCGAGAUAUAUUGAAUCUCAGAUUGAAACAAUCAGAGAUGAAGAAACGUUCCACAGCUUUAUCUUCAGAUGAAUCUUCGGACGAAGAGGAAAGACUGAAAUUUGCCUCGGUAUGCAUGACUGGAGACACUAUUUUGAAAAGUGGGGAGGGGGCUUUUCGGAGAUGUGUCAAUAAAAACACAAAGUUAACCAAUCACAAUCGAUUAACCACUUCUGGUGAUAUUAACCAUAAUAUUAAGCCUAAGAAGAAAAAACGGAAGAAAUCAGAAGUAACUACAUGACAGUCAUGAACUUGCUGACAAAUAAAAAGGUCAAAGGUCAAACUGAGAGAGAGCACACAAAGCUCUGUAUCCAUCUGUCAUGAAGUGUGUUAACUGUUCUAUGUCCAGCCGACAUUUGAAAAAAAGGAAGUCUGCUGGAAAUGACAAUGGAAUAAGGGCUCAUUGUGCUGGAUUCUGUUUAAAAUUGUUGUCAGUCAACCCAUAGGCUAUUCAAAGAAAUAAUACUGAGACAAUAGGCGGUGUGGUGCAUGGUGAUAAGCCCGCCACUGCACCUCUGAUUACCCUGCGUGGGUUAGCUUCUUGUGGAUAAUUAUAUGCGAGAGGAUCGCUGGACUCCUUGUCGCAGUGAGGUGGUUCAUUCCUCCACCAUUAAGUACAUGCAUCUGACACAAAUAACUGGCUAACCGGACUAGAUGCCGUGGCUCGCCAUAUCAUUAAGCCAUCUUAUUGACUUUCCUCGCUCCCAGGGUAAUAAAUAUGUAAAUCCUA